Molecule: messenger RNA, 1050 nt
Organism: Raphanus sativus (radish)
Lineage: Eukaryota; Viridiplantae; Streptophyta; Magnoliopsida; Brassicales; Brassicaceae
Product: polyadenylate-binding protein RBP47C-like
Exons: 7
Coding region: 1-1050 (349 amino acids)
Cellular component (GO): cytosol
Molecular function (GO): mRNA binding
Source: RefSeq, a predicted model, not a curated record
AUGUGUAACCACAUUUUGAUUCAGAUUGUUUCGGUCAAGGUUAUCCGCAAUAAGCGCACUGGUCUAUCUGAAGGCUAUGGUUUUUUAGAGUUUCUUUCGCACGAUGUGGCUGAUAAAGUCUUGAAGAAGUUUAAUGGAACAUAUAUGCCGAAAACAGAUAGGCCUUUCCGUUUAAAUUGGGCCAGUUCUAGCACCGGUGAGGAGAAUGAACAUGAGAGCUCUAUUUAUGUGGGGAAUUUGGCGCCAGAUGUCUCUGAUUCUCUAUUACACAGCACCUUCUCAGAGAUCUAUCUGUCGGUUAAAGAUGCAAAAGUUGUCAUAGAAGCAUAUACUGGUAGAUCAAAGGGUUUUGGUUUUGUGAGGUUUAGAGAUGUAAACGAGAGGACCAAAGCAAUGACAGAAAUGCAUGGCGUAAAAUGUUCAAACAGAGCUAUGCGAAUAGGUCCCGCAACACCUAGGGAGACAAUAAGUUAUCCACAACAAGGUUUUUUCCGACUUUCCAGUCUGGCAGGAAUGUACAUGACAAAUGGUGCAAUAACGUGUCCUUCUGGAGAUGCAACAAUAUUUGUUGGAGGACUUGACUCUAGUGUCACUAGCGAAGAUCUAAAGCAACCUUUCUCUGCAUUUGGGGAAAUAGUCUCUGUCAAAAUUCCUCUUGGCAAAGAAUAUGGAUUUGUUCAAUUUGUUAAUAGACAAAAUGCAGAGGCAUUGAAGAAACUAAAUGGGACUGUAAUUGGAAACCAUAGAGUUCGGCUUUCUUGGGGACAAUAUAAGCUGCCUAGAUAUAAUUAUGGAAAUCAAUGGUCUGGGGCAUACUAUGUAGGACAGCAUUAUAAUGGGUAUGGAUACAUGGUACCGCAACCUCAUGACCCGAUAAUGUAUGCAGUUGCACCUUAUGGAGGGUAUCCAGUGUAUGGCGGUCCCCAGGAAAGGAAACAAAAAGUGGCUCACAUUUUUUCUAUCCUUGGAAUUUAUGGUUUAUCUUGUAGUGAGAAAACGAGUUUUGAUGAAAACUGUAGCAAUAAUUUAAGAGAGACUUGGAUUUGGUAG